GAUGGCCCCCUCAGGGCAGGCCCUGCGGACACCCCUCCCUCCGGCUGGCGGAUGCAGUGCCUAGCGGCUGCUCUUAAGGACGAAACCAACAUGAGUGGGGGAGGGGAGCAGGCCGACAUCCUGCCGGCCAACUACGUGGUCAAGGAUCGCUGGAAGGUGCUGAAAAAGAUUGGGGGCGGGGGCUUUGGUGAAAUCUACGAAGCCAUGGAUCUGCUGACCAGGGAGAACGUGGCCCUCAAGGUGGAGUCAGCCCAGCAGCCCAAGCAGGUCCUCAAGAUGGAGGUGGCUGUGCUCAAAAAGCUACAAGGGAAAGACCACGUGUGCAGGUUCAUUGGCUGUGGCCGGAAUGAGAAGUUUAACUAUGUGGUAAUGCAGCUCCAGGGCCGGAACCUGGCCGACCUGCGCCGCAGCCAGCCUCGAGGCACCUUCACGCUGAGCACCACACUGCGGCUGGGCAAACAGAUCCUGGAGUCCAUUGAGGCCAUCCACUCCGUGGGCUUCUUGCACCGCGACAUCAAGCCGUCAAACUUUGCCAUGGGCAGGCUGCCUUCCACCUACAGGAAGUGCUACAUGCUGGACUUCGGGCUGGCCCGGCAGUACACCAACACCACGGGGGACGUUCGGCCUCCUCGGAAUGUGGCCGGGUUUCGAGGGACUGUUCGUUAUGCCUCGGUCAAUGCCCACAAGAACCGGGAGAUGGGCCGCCACGAUGACCUGUGGUCCCUCUUCUACAUGCUGGUCGAGUUUGCAGUGGGCCAGCUGCCCUGGAGGAAGAUCAAGGACAAGGAACAGGUAGGGAUGAUCAAGGAGAAAUAUGAGCACCGGAUGCUGCUGAAGCACAUGCCCUCGGAGUUCCACCUCUUCCUGGAUCACAUUGCCAGCCUCGACUAUUUCACCAAGCCUGAUUACCAGUUGAUCAUGUCGGUGUUUGAGAACAGCAUGAAAGAGCGGGGCAUCGCUGAGAACGAGGCUUUUGACUGGGAGAAAGCGGGCACCGACGCCCUCUUGUCCACGAGCACGUCCACCCCGCCCCAGCAGAACACCCGGCAGACAGCAGCCAUGUUUGGGGUGGUCAACGUGACGCCUGUGCCUGGGGACCUGCUCAGGGAGAACACCGAGGACGUGCUGCAGGGCGAGCACCUGAGCGACCAGGAGAACGCACCCCCAAUCCUGCCAGGGCGGCCCCCCGAAGGGCUGGGUCCCACCCCCCACCUUGCUUCCCAUCCUGGGGGUCCUGAAGCUGAAGUCUGGGAGGAGACGGAUGUCAACCGGAACAAACUCCGGAUCAACAUUGGCAAAACCCCCUGUGUGGUGGAAGAGGAGCAGAGCCGAGGCGUGGGGGUCCCCAGCUCCCCAGUGCGUGUCCCCCCAGACUCACCGACAACCCCAGUCCGUUCUCUGCGCUACCGGAGGGUCAACAGCCCUGAGUCGGAGAGGCUUUCCACUGCGGAUGGGCGGGUGGAACUGCAUGAGAGGAGGUCGCGAAUGGACCUGCCUGGCUCACCCUCGCGCCAGGCCUGCUCCUCACAGCCGGCCCAGAUGCUGUCCGUGGACACGGGCCAGGCUGACCGGCAGGCCAGCGGCCGCAUGGACGUGUCAGCCUCCGUGGAGCAGGAGGCCCUGAGCAACGCCUUCCGCUCGGUGCCCCUGGCCGAGGAGGAGGACUUCGACAGCAAGGAGUGGGUCAUCAUUGACAAGGAGACAGAGCUCAAGGACUUCCCCCCGGGCGCGGAGCCCAGCACAUCGGGCACCACCGAUGAGGAGCCGGAGGAGCUGCGACCGCUGCCCGAGGAGGGCGAAGAGCGGCGGCGGCCAGGGCCAGAGCCUGCCGUUCGACCCCGGGGACGCAGCAUGCAGACACUGGCUGAGGAGGACCCACGGCAGACACCAUCCCAGCCCCCGCAGCCCCAGCUGAGCCAGGCUGAUGGCCGGUCAGAGACAUCGCAGCCCCCCACGCCCGGCAGCCCUUCCCACUCACCCCUGCACUCGGGACCCCGCCCUCGACGGAGAGAGUCGGAUCCCACCGGCCCGCAGAGACAGGUGUUCUCCGUGGCGCCCCCGUUUGAGGUGAACGGACUUCCGCGAGCUGUGCCUCUGAGCCUGCCCUACCAGGACUUCAAGAAAGACCUGUCCGAUUACCGUGAGCGGGCUCUGCUCCUCAACAGGGUCCGGAGGGUGGGCUUCUCGCACAUGCUGCUCACCGCCCCCCAGGUCCCACGGGCUCCUGUGCAGCCUCAAGCUAAUGGGAAGGAGGAGGAGGAGGACGACGACGAGGAAGAAGACGAAGAGGAGGAAGAGGAGGAGGAGGAAGAGGAAGAAGAGGAGGAAGAAGAGGAGGAGGAGGAGGAGGAGGAGGAGGAAGAGGAGGACGAGGAAGCAGUGGCCCUGGGGGAGGCGCUGGAGCCUCGCAGUGGCUCCAGCAGUGAGGGGAGCGAGAGGAGCACUGACCGGAGUCAAGAGGGUGCGCCGUCCACGCUGCUGGCUGAUGAUCAGAAGGAGUCCAGGGGCCGGGCCUCCAUGGCUGACGGGGACCUGGAGCCUGAGGAGGGUUCCAAAACGCUGGUGCUCGUCUCCCCUGGCGACAUGAAGAAGUCGCCCGUCACUGCCGACCUGGCCCCCGACCCUGACCUGGGCACCCUGGCUGCCCUCACGCCUCAGCACGAGCGGCCCCAGCCCACGGGCAGCCAGCUGGACGUGUCUGAGCCAGGCACCCUGUCCUCCAUCCUCAAGUCUGAGCCUAAGCCCUCUGGGCCUGGGACAGGGCUGGGGGCGGGGGCAGUGCCCACAGGGGCAGGGGGAGUGGCAGUCACCUCCUCACCCUUCACCAAAGUCGAGAGGACCUUUGUGCACAUUGCUGAGAAAACCCACCUCAACGUCAUGUCUUCUGGUGGACAAGCCUCGCGGUCUGAGGAGCUCAGCUCUGGGGGCGAGCUGGGCCUGGAGGUACCCUCUGAUGGGAGGGCUGUGGAGGAGGGAACCUCCGUACUCAUGGAGAACGGCAUUGCGCAGUCAGGGCUGGAGAGCUGUGCCCUGUCUGGCCCCCCUGGGGACACUCCCUUGGAGGCGGCCAUGGACUCACUGCCCAAUGGCCCAGCACUUGCCGACGGGCCAGCCCCAGUGUCCCUGCCGGAACCAGGCCCCGAAAAACUGGCCACCAUCUCCCCUAGCCACCGUGCCAUGCCAGGUCCUCGCCCUAGGAGCCGCAUCCCUGUCCUGCUGUCUGAGGAGGACACGGGCUCUGAGCCCUCCGGUUCACUGUCGGCCAAAGAGCGGUGGAGCAAGAGGGCGAGGCCACAGCAAGACCUGGCGCGGCUGGUGAUGGAGAAGAGGCAGGGCCGCCUGCUACUGCGGCUGGCCUCCGGGGCCUCGUCCUCCUCCAGUGAGGAGCAACGGCGUGCCUCUGAGACGCUCUCAGGCACAGGCUCCGAGGAGGACACGCCCGCCUCUGAGCCCAAUGUCUCCAGGAAGGCCGGGCGGGCAGCUACCACCAGGAGUCGGAUUCCCCGCCCCAUCAGCGUCCGCAUGCCCAUGCCUGCCCCCGCCCAGCAGCCCCCCGGCAGACCCCAUGGCACGACCCCGGCAUCUGACACAGCCAUCACCAGCAGGCUCCAGCUGCAGAAGCCCCCAGGGUCCACCAUAGCUGCUGACCUCCGCCCCAGACAGCCCGCUGGCCGUGGCCUGGCCCCAGGACGAGCCCAAGCCAGCACCAGGCCCUCAGCCCCGCGCAAUCCGGGCCUCCCCGCCUCCGCUGCGCGCAAUCCCAGCGCGUCCCCCCGGAGUCAGUCCCUGUCCCGCAAAGAGAGCCCUUCACCCUCACACCAGGCCCGGCCCGGGGCCCCCCCACCCCAGGGCGCCCCGCAGACCCGGGCCCAACCUGACGGCACCCCCUCCCCGGGGGGCCCCAAGAAAGGACCCAAAGGGAAACUCCAGACUCAGCGCGCAGCAACCAAAGGCCGGGCAGGUGUCGCGGAGGGCCGAGCCGGGGCCAGAUAAUGACGCGCGCGGCUCUCCGCGGCCCCCCACCUUCACCCCGGCCCCCGACCCGCAGCCGGCCAUACUGGACCAGCUCCCAGCACAGCCUUACGCGCCUGACGCGCGCCACCCGCGGCCCCAGCUUCCCGCCUGCACCCGCGACUGCGCGCGCCAGCACCUGCCGCGCCCGCCCGUCUGCCCGGCAAGACCCGAUCGGUGGCAGGCGCCGCGCCGCGGGGGUAACGCCCGCCUCGCCUAACUUACCCCGUUACAUCACACUCCCUGCCAUCCUUCAGGUGGGGCAGGCUCACCCUCCGCCCCGGGAAGGCUCAGUCACUCUUCACCGAGGACCCCAUUAAUGGAGACGCCCCGCUCACACACCAGGCCUCUGCAGCUCUCCACGCGCCCCCCUCACCUGUGCUUACACCUCUUAACAGCGCCUUUCCCUUCUCCUGACCCUCUUCCAGCCAAAGCCUCCCCACCCCCUUUUUUCAAAAAGGCAGCCUCAAAUUCUGGAAGUGGAGGUUCCACCCUCCUCUGGGGGCCGAGCCCACAGUCUCCUGGUAAGGACCUCUUCUCAGUGGCCAGACUGAGGUUGGGGAGGUGGGACCUUGGGGCCACUGGUCUACUCAGGUGUGAGGGGACAGGUCUGGUCUGUCCCAAAGUCUGCUCCAUCCUGGACAUCCCUGUGGGAGGCAGUGAGCAGGUGAUGAGGGCUGUUCCCCUGCACCUCUAAAGUGCAAAGACCCCCUCUCCCUAAAUUUGGUUGGGGUCUCAGUGGGAACCACAGAGUGUAUGGGCUGCCUUCCUGGCAAGUGUUUCCCAGUGGGAGGUUGGAGAGGGGGACCUUAAAAAGUUUUCACCUGUCCCUUGGCCCCUUGAUCUAAUGCUCAGGACCCCUCACCAUCAGGAAUUCCUUAUUGCCAUCUAACCUCAAUUCUGCCUACUGCAGUUUCAGCCAACUCCCUUCUCCUCCUGCGUUCAGUGGAGGUGGAGAAUGGCUGGUUAUCAUCUUUUCUACCCAGCCCUUUAGAGAUUCAGGGAGUCAGUUCUGGCCAGGUCACCCCCGCUGUCCUCUUGGCUGUGAGGAGUGGGCUGGAUCAGACCAUCAUCUCCCUCAAUGGGCAGAGAGAGCAGAAACAUGCAGACAGACAGCUGGCCCCUGGACUCGAGGCAGAAAGGCUCUUCUAACUUCCAAGUUGUACGCUUGUGAUUGGUCCAGCCGAAAUCCCCUCCUCCCCCAGCUCACCCUUCAGCUUGUCCCCUCUUUCCUAACCCCAAACUGUGCAGCCAAGCUGUCCCUGUCGAGGUUGAGGACUGUACUGCUCCGUGAAUGGAUAUGGGGCGUCCUCCUGGGUCGCUCCUUCAUAGCUCAUCCCAGCUCAUCACGAGCUUCAACUGCCUACGUCUGGGCCAAGCAGUACACUGGCUGUAGAAGGGACAGCCAACCCUGCCUAUCUGGGACAGGUCCCCUGCAGGCCUCCUCCAUCUUUGGCACCCACAGCCUCUGUCCCCUGGCCUGGAUCUUCUGUUCUUCUUUGGGUCAUGGAGAGCAAGGCAAGAUAACCAGGGGAAGAGGAAGAAAGGCCCCAGCAUGCCCCAGUGGGCUGGCAGCUCCAGCCACCAUCACUUAGAAGGAUGCCCACGAGGAAGUUGGCCCCGGGAGCACCCUGGUGGUGCCAGCUGAAACCCCUUAUGGAGAGUCAGCAGGCUUGGGCAACUGCUUCCAUGCCAAGGUGGUGGUGUCUCUGCAGACCAGCCUUGGGGAGGACUCCAGGGUGGACAGCCUUUGAGGUCCACCCCAUGCUGAUGCAGAAGCUCCCAGAACACUCAGGAAACCUCUCUGGACAGAGCCCUCUUUGUCAAGCUGAGACCCUCCCAAGGCCUCUACUGCCCCCUGGGUCCAGCAGAGGGGGUGGAGGAGGGCCACUCUCUCCCACCUAGAGUUUCUCUGAAUGACAAUCAGCUCCUGCCAGGUGGAGACCCAGGCCUGACCCCUGGUACCCAGGCCCUGGGCCUGCUCCUUGCCACCAACCGAACCGUGAAUGUAGGGCCCCCAGCCUCACUCCUGCCCCAGGACCAGCAAAACCCUGGUUUGGUGUUGGGAGGAAAAGGGCAUGGCCUGAGAGAGCCCCAGGCCCAUCCCACCUCCCAGCUUCACCCAGCACUGGAGCUGGGCAGAGAUGCAAAACCCUGUCUGUCCUUGGGAAACCAGAUCUCCCCAGGGCUCCCAACUGACCUCAGGCCUCUGCAUCAUUGAAUAUCACCCACCGAGGUUGGGGGAGGCUGGGCAGGGGCAAGUGUGGGAGGGGGCUAGGCCACUGACUCUGCUCCUCUCUCCAGGAAGGACCCAGGGCAGAGGAAACCACACCUCCUAGUGCCCCCUAUCCCCCCCCAGCUGCAGCUUCUUCCCCCUUGAGCACCCAUCUCCCCCACCAAGCCCUGGGGUCCUAAGCCUCUUCUCUAUAACAGAGUGUGACACCACUACCACCACUGCACCCCUCCAGCGCUUUCUCAUCAUGAGCUCAGCCUGUGUCACUGGCUCAGAUACAGGGCUGCUCACCCCAGAACAGAACACGCCUUCCCUCCCCAGCUGCACAGGGCACCAAGAGGGUGCAGGGGAGGGGCUGGGCCCCAGGCCCUUGGACUCCCGCCUCCCCAGCUCCUCACAGGGGCCUGGCUUGCUCAGUCUUCUCAGCUCCAGGGACCAGCCCUGGUGGGCAUGGGGUGGGGGGCAGGGACGUGCCCUCCCCCUCCCCCGGGGAAGCCACUGAAGAAUGUUUACAUGCCAAACAGAAUGUAACACCCUCCCCCACCCAGUCCCAGUCACUGCAUGGCCUCCGCCCACUCUGUACCCUGUCCACCCCCAGCCCGACACCCUGGAAGCCGCUGUCAUGAUUAGAUCGGGUCUCAGAAGGGAAGUAGCCAUCACACCAUUAAAAAGCCUGUGGACCUUU
Hipposideros armiger (great roundleaf bat) is the source of this 6929-nucleotide messenger RNA. RefSeq names its product tau tubulin kinase 1 (gene TTBK1). The record is from RefSeq and is a predicted model, not a curated record. Gene Ontology annotation, molecular function: protein serine/threonine kinase activity; ATP binding. Lineage: Eukaryota; Metazoa; Chordata; Mammalia; Chiroptera; Hipposideridae. Bases 52 to 3993 code for a protein of 1313 amino acids. Gene Ontology annotation, biological process: protein phosphorylation. The transcript is spliced from 14 exons.